AGGGGACCCGGAGGGGUCAGGGCUGCGAAGAGCAGAGGCGGAGAGGAUGGGAGCCCCUGAUGGAGCGCGGCUGGCUGGGUGGAAGUCAGGCCCCCGGGAUCCGGCCGCCCAGGCUGUCAGUCAGAGGUCCCGGGAGCGCUGCAGCCCUGCUCGGCUCCAAGGGGGCCAGGCUGCGGGCUGGGGAGGGAGGCGGUGGGCGGGGUGUGGAAGGGGCGUCGCCGCGGUCGCCCCCGCCCUCUCCGAUGUCAUUGGGCGGCCGCCGCGGGGUCCGCGCCACCUUUUCUCCGUUGCACCCCGCCCUCCCCAACGCGCUCCUCCGGGGGCUGGUCCGGCCCAGGCCGUUGACGUCACCGCCAAGUUUGCUGCCCUCGGAACCCCACGUGUGGCGGCGACGACGGCCUGGGAGGCAGCGGGGCAGCAGCGAGCGCAGUGGCCGCGGCCGCUGACAGGUCCCGCGCAGCCCGGCUCCAGCUCGUCGCUCCCAGGUGGGGCCCGAGAGCCGCCGAGCGGCCAGGCGCGCACGGAGAGGGCGCUGGCUCCCGCCCGGGCAGAGGAACUCGGGGACCAAGCCCCAGAACCGAGAGGGACCGAGGCGGGCCGGAGACCGAGGAAGCCGCGACUGGGAGGCACUGUGCCCGCCGCGGUCUGGAGCGCACGGAGCUCAUCGGCCCGGGAGCCGAGCAUCCUCUCAACCGGACCGAGCGAGGGAUGCACGGUCGCUGAGCCGGGACCCCUGCCGAGAGGCUGCUCUGGCCCGGGGCUGAGACGCACGCCUUGGCCCCCACCACCAAGACCCUUAUUCCGUCGACUCUCGGGGAACUGGGGCGCCGAGCGCGGCCCCAGCCUCAGGACUUGGGCGAGUCUAAGACGAUGGUUUCUUAAGCACAGCACCGCGUCCCCCUUCCCGCCCCCUCGACCGGUGGCUGGGAUCCCGCGAGGGGCUCGGGGAGCCCCGGCCGCCGCCGCCGCCUGGGCAGCGCGCACGGCCGCAGGGGCGCAGGGCGAUGUGGCCUCCGUGCAGCGCGCAGGCCCUCUCGGAGGAUGUCAUGGCACCUGGCGGAGCCCCAGCCUAGGAUGGCCCGCUCGCUGCCCGACGUCGCCUCCGGCUAGGAUGGCCCCUCCGGACCCGGCCGGCGCCCACCCCACCUUGCCCGAGCCGCUGUCCCGCCGCAUCUUCCGGAAGUUCUUGCUGAUGCUCUGCUCCCUGCUCACGUCCCUGUACGUCUUCUACUGCCUGGCCGAGCGCUGCCAGACCCUUUCUCGGCCCGUCGUGGGGCUGUCGGGAGGCGGCGAGGAGGCUGCUCCGGGUCGCAGCGUCCCGGCUGGAGGCCUGGGAGAGCUGGCGGCGUGGCCUGCGGCCGCGCGGAAAAAACGCCUCCUGCAAGUGCAGCCGUGGCGGAAGCACCGGCCGCCCGCACCGCACGGCGACGGCGAGGAGGCGGCCUGGGAAGAGGAGCCCCCGGGCCUGGCGGGGAGUCCCGGCGGCUCCGGGGCCGGGAGCAGCGUGGCCGAGCCCCCGCCGGGGACCCUAGCCCUGCUCCUGGACGAAGGCAGUAAGCAGCUGCCGCAGGCCAUCAUCAUCGGCGUGAAGAAGGGCGGCACGCGGGCGCUGCUCGAGUUCCUGCGCGUGCACCCCGACGUGCGCGCCGUGGGCGCCGAGCCCCACUUCUUCGACCGCAGCUACGACAAGGGCCUCGCCUGGUACCGGGACCUGAUGCCGCGGACCCUGGACGGGCAGAUCACCAUGGAGAAGACGCCCAGCUACUUCGUGACGCGCGAGGCGCCCGCGCGCAUCUCGGCCAUGUCCAAGGCCACCAAGCUCAUCGUGGUGGUGCGGGACCCGGUGACCAGGGCCGUCUCGGACUACACGCAGACGCUCUCCAAGCGGCCCGACAUCCCCACCUUCGAGAGCCUGACCUUCCGGAACCGGAGCGCCGGCCUCAUCGACACGUCCUGGAGCGCCAUCCAGAUCGGCCUCUACGCCAAGCACCUGGAGCACUGGCUGCGCCACUUCCCGCUCCGCCAGAUGCUCUUCGUCAGCGGCGAGCGCCUCAUCCGCGACCCGGCCGGCGAGCUGGGCCGCGUGCAGGACUUCCUGGGCCUCAAGCGCAUCAUCAGCGACAAGCACUUCUACUUCAACCAGACCAAGGGCUUCCCCUGCCUCAAGAAGGCCGAGGGCAGCGGCCGCCCGCACUGCCUGGGCAAGACCAAGGGCAGGCCGCACCCCGAGAUCGAGCGCGAGGUGCUGCGGCGGCUGCGCGACUUCUACCGGCCCUUCAACCGCAAGUUCUACCAGAUGACCGGCCAGGACUUCGGCUGGGACGGCUGACAGUUUAAUUUAAAAAGAAAGAGAGUAUCAGAAUAUAAUAUAUUUUUUUACCGGUCGGGUAGAGAAAAGGCAGUCUACUAUUUGUGCUGCAGGUAAUGUGUUUCCGUAGUUUUUUCAAUGAAUGUGAAAGAGAUUCUUCUUCUCCCCGCCACCGCCGUCUUCCCGAACCGCCGACGGCCAGCAUUUGGAUCAACGAGAACGGAAACCUUCAGGCGUCUCGAUUCUCUCCAUUUUCCAUUUCUAUUUUAUGUUUUAUAUACAUAAUGAUGAAGUAUGAGCCUAAGUUGCAUUAAAACUUUUAAGAAAAUCCUGCGGGUACAGCUCUCUCGCCUUCUCUCUCUCUUUUUAAACGAAGCCCAGAUAAAAUUGCUAUCUGUCCGUAUGCUUUCUUCCCUUUAUUUUUUUUCCUGUGCCCCCCCCCUUUUAAAACCACUUCCCAAAGAAUAAUACAGUAUGUCUGCACACCGCUUGCCAGUUAACCGCAGUGCUUUCAAAGACAACACCCGUUUACAUCCUUGUCCUAAGAUGUGGUGAUACAAGAACACAGGACAGAGCAAUUAUGAUGCCCACUGUGCAGAUAAGGAAACUGAGUCUCAGGGAGGUGAAAUGAUGUCUCCAGAUGGUGGACCCCUGUUUCCACGCAUUCCCUAUCUAGUACCCCUCUUUCCAGGGAGAACGGGAAAGGCACAGGCAUCUGAAGCUGUAGAAAUGAGUAGCUAGUUUGGGGGCCCCGUGAGACAGCACAGAGAGGUUUCCUGUUGCUUUCUAAGUCCCGGGCUAGCCUUAGGGCGCUCAGACACCUGACACAGUUGCGCUCAAGGAAACCACUCCGUCCUGGACACAAAAUCUUGUUUGUCUUUUUAAAAAACUAUUGCGUGGGUUCCCGGUGUACAGCAAAGUGAAAGGGUCGUACACACACCCGGACACAACAUCCUUUCAGAGCCAGUCCUGGCUCUGAAAACACCCCAGACGGGGAAAUCUUGACUCCCCUGAAGCCGAGAGAAGCUCCUGGGUUCUAGUGUCAAGACGGCCAGUCCACCAGGAGCCGGAUACGGUGUAUAGAACACUUCACCUAUCCUUGUCUUGACUUUUUUUUUUUUUUUUCCUUAAAAACUCACUGCAGUCAGAACUUGACAGGUCUAAAUUUCAUUUUUUUACCUCAUUGUUCACAAAGAAAAUCUGCUCUCUUUGCAAUCUUCUAUCUAACCUUGGAGCGAGUACUAAAAAAAAAAAAAAAAAAAAAAAAAAAUCCAUAAACGUCGCAUUUUACAAGGCCCCGAUUUUUCCUGGGCGGAGAGGAGACGGUCACUUUGUCACUUUACUUUUUUACCCACUUCCUAUUUGUGCCGAGUAUAACCCACUCUUCGUUAGUAUUUGGAAAACACUCUAAGACGUGUCGACGUGGGUUAGACGGCGGCGCUUCCUCUUCUCCCAUCUGUUCCUGCCCGUCCUCCAUUUAAAUAGCGCGAAUAAAUCAAGAGUUUAUGAGGGGUAUUUCUUUGCUCUCUCAGUGGGCAUUAACGAGCUCAGCAUUAAUCGGAAUUAAAUUGGUUUACAGAGGAGCACAUAUGCGCAAACUAUAUAAAACAUUUAUAAUUAGUCUGUCAGCAACAUCUUAUUACAGGGUUAAACCCAAGAGGACAAUAUCUGCGAUCGCAUGGAAGUUUCCCGUAUCUGCCUCUGGUAUUUAUUCUCAGCUAGUGGCCUUUUCCUUCUCCAGUGUCGUCCAUCAAAAGAAACUACAGCUGUUUUAAAACAUGCAGCCCUACUGUGCAAAGAGCAUCAAGUGAGGUGUGUAUUUCUUGAGACGCCAAACACAGGAUUGAAGUGAAGGGAAAAAAUUACUUAAGUUUCUAGAUAGCCUAGCAUUGCUCCAAAUCUCUGGAUGUAUUUAUUAGUCCUCAUUUAUGGGGGUCAAAGAACCCCACAUCCAGGUCCCCUCUCCAGCCGCCAUUCUUCACGUCUGUGUCUUCAGUUUCCCAAUGCUCCAGCCUGUUUUUUGUUCACUUGCAUUGUCCCUACCAGCAACAAGAAACUCAUUGGAAACUCUUUCCAUCUUUUCUCUUAACUCUUGUUUGUGCUUGGCCGGUGUGUGAAGGUGGCACAAGGACACAAACGCACCUAACACCUGUGUUCAGCAACCUUCAUCUUUUUGUGCUCAGAAACAAUAAAAGAACAGAAUUGCGUGUA
Messenger RNA from Sus scrofa (pig), 4519 nucleotides. RefSeq names its product heparan sulfate-glucosamine 3-sulfotransferase 3A1 (gene HS3ST3A1). The record is from RefSeq and is a predicted model, not a curated record. Gene Ontology annotation, molecular function: [heparan sulfate]-glucosamine 3-sulfotransferase activity. Lineage: Eukaryota; Metazoa; Chordata; Mammalia; Artiodactyla; Suidae.